Molecule: messenger RNA, 873 nt
Organism: Penicillium riverlandense
Lineage: Eukaryota; Fungi; Ascomycota; Eurotiomycetes; Eurotiales; Aspergillaceae
Exons: 1
Coding region: 1-873 (290 amino acids)
Source: RefSeq, a predicted model, not a curated record
AUGCCGUCUGCUUCAAUCAUCUCGGCCUAUACGUUUACCAACGUAGGACCGCUCACCACUACAUUCACGCCGCCUGCCUCUUGCCAAAGCUCCUGGAAUGUCAAUAUUGCCCCGUCCAGCCUUCCAGAUGUCUGGCUAGCUCACGCCAGCUGUGACAUCAACACCGAAUAUUGGCGUUGCAGGCCAACGGGCACAAUCACUGAUUUGCCGUCUGGUACUUCGUACAACAAUAACCCGAGCCUUGUAUAUCAGGCGCAAUACUACUCCCCGGGUCUAUACUGUCCGUCAGGAUGGCACGAAGUUGGAGUUGCUUCGCGCGACGGAACUAAACCCGUUAACUGGACGGGGAUCUUUAGUCCCGCCACACCCCUUCCAACAACCAAUAACAUUUUCGCGCUCAACUUGCCCGCAAAUGUGCUGAUGCAGUUACUCGACCCAAGCGAAACAGCGGUCAUAUGCUGUCCUAGCUCUAUGACUGCAGACGAGAUAGUUGGCUGUUAUUCUACACUUAGUGACUAUAAGAUUUCGACGGGCUGUGUCCGCGUCUUUCCGAACGCUGAUAUAUCGACGGACACGAGUACGGAAAUCUGGGUCGACGGCGUCACGAUUGAAGGACAGCUAGAAACCCUCGUGUCAGACCUUCCCAUUACGCAAACCUUACAUGGCAGUUUCGCACCAAGCGAAACAUCUACCCUUGUUGGAGUGACAGCAGCUUAUCCCAUUACGCUUGUACACCAACCCACGGAUCUUGGCACAACUAAUGCGGCAGCAAGGCUUAAUUCACGAUCACCAACUUGGGAUGGACUUAGUGGCGUUCUUGGGGCGACUGUAGCAGCGAUAGCCCUAGGAGCAGCGAUUAUUUUGCCGUGGUAG